GGGGGGGGGGGGGGGGGAUCUCCGUGCUAAACUGCUGAGCAGGCGGAGCCGCUGCAGAUAUAAGGCACUUCCCCGGAGGCUCCGCGGCUGAGCCCGUGUGGUGGCGGCUGCAUAGCUCGGUCCGGGCUUGAAGAGGGGUGGUCGCCUGGGCCUUGUAGAAAUGAGUGAUAUGGAUUCCUACAAGGUUGUGCUGGAGGGUCCACCACCAUGGGGGUUCCGGUUGCAGGGUGGCAAGGACUUCAACAUGCCAUUAUCCAUCUCUCGGCUUACCCCUGGGGGCAAGGCAGCCCAGGCAGGUGUGGGAGCAGGUGACUGGGUGCUAAGCAUCGAUGGGGAGAACACUAGCACCUUGACUCAUAUCGAAGCACAGAACAAGAUCCGUGCCUGCGGAGAUAAGCUUGCCCUGAGCCUGAGCAGAGUCCAAAACCUGCUCGGCAAACCUCAGAAGGAUUCACUCCCUUCCUCUGAGCUCCCGAAAUAUAACUUUGCUCCCAGCACUGCCCUCAACAAAACAGCCCGGCCUUUUGGGACCACUUCAGUUCCAAACUCCCUGCCUGGGCUGGUGAUGAAACCCGUGCCGUACACUCCCUCAGCGUCUGUCUGCACCACACAGCACAAUGGCCAGGUCUCCAAACCGGAUCUGUCUUCUGUGCCAGCCUUGCAAGUGGAUCCUGGAUAUGGCUCUGUUGUCCCGAAGCCUGCACCUGCCUCUGGCCCUAACAGUCGCCCACCCUGGGCUGUGGAUCCUUCCUUUGCCGAGCGCUAUGCCCCAGACAAAACCAGCACAGUACUGAGCAAGCACAGCCAACCAGCCACCCCAACACCUAUGCAGAACCGCAACUCCAUUGUUCAGGCUGCACAGCAACCACCUGAGAGUGCCAGCAAAACACCCAUCUGCUAUCAGUGCAACAAGAUCAUCAGGGGGCGGUAUCUGGUAGCCCUGGGACGCUACUAUCAUCCUGAAGAGUUCACUUGCUCGCAGUGCAGGAAGGUGCUGGAUGAGGGUGGCUUUUUUGAAGAGAAAGGCUCCAUCUUCUGCCCCAAGUGUUAUGACAUGCGCUAUGCCCCAAACUGUGCCAAGUGCAAGAAGAAGAUCACAGGGGAAAUUAUGCAUGCACUGAAGAUGACCUGGCAUGUUCAGUGUUUUGUUUGUGCUGCUUGCAAAACACCUAUCCGCAAUCGAGCCUUCUACAUGGAAGAAGGGCAGCCGUACUGUGAGAGAGAUUACGAGAAGAUGUUUGGAACCAAAUGCCGUGGCUGUGAUUUCAAGAUAGAUGCUGGUGACCGUUUCCUAGAGGCACUGGGCUUCAGCUGGCAUGACACUUGCUUCGUCUGUGCGAUCUGCCAGAUCAACUUGGAGGGAAAGACGUUCUACUCCAAAAAGGAUAAGCCUCUGUGCAAGAGUCAUGCUUUCUCCCAUGUGUGAAGAGUGGGAGGGGGUGGGGAUGGGGGGAGGCAGUCCUGACUACCCAAGCUGUUGCCCAGCCCCUGUAUUUCCUUCUCACCACAUUGUUGUCCUGUCUUGUUUGUAGAGCUGGGCCCAGAUCUCUCACUUGACAAUCAUUCCCAGUUGGGGGCAGAAUGCUCAGGGUUCCCUUUGGGAAAAUUCAGCUACAUGGAUUCAAACCACUGCUUUUCAAUACUACUUCAUUCUGCACAAGCGCCAGGCAGGGAACACCACCCAUUCCUGCCUGUGGGGCCAUAGUGUCCUUAGCUAGCCCAACAGACUGGCCUACACCUCUGUAACUUGUACAGUUGCAGCCAAGGAGGGGAUGCCCUUGGAAUGUUAUUGUAUAGCUGAAGGGCUGCUGUUGAGGACUGGGCCUCCUGUUCUGCCUAGGCUCAUCCACACAUGACAAGUUGGCUGACUGUGGUCUGGAAGUUCCGUUCUGGGAACUUAAUUCCCAGCUGCCGGGGGCAGGGGGGAGGGUCUUCAUAUUGAAUCAGGACUUUAGCCUGUUCCAUUUGCCUAACCUAAAAUUGCCCAGGGUUGCUUCUUUUUCCCCACUGAGGCAUCUUAUAUUUACUAAUGGCUACAGAGAACUUUUCCCAAUAGAGAACAUAUAGCAGGUCCCAUUUUUCAGCUAGGAAAACAGCAGGGGGGGGGGGCAGGACCUGAAUCUCCCAUGAUCCAAAUUGGGCCCUCACAUUGGAAUUUGCUUUCCAUUCAGUAACUGCCAGCGUCUAUCUGGUACCUGCCAUCAGGUAUCCUGUACAAAUGUAUCCAUUAUAGUGUCCACUAUGAAUUUAUAGCUGGUGAAUUGGCUCUCAAAUGUAUGAUGGAGGGGAUUUGCAUAUAUCCUUUUGGGUAGCAGCUCUUCCCAAACCUUGACUCUGGAUGACGAUUGUUCUCUUUACUGGUGCUUGUUUUGCAGUGGAAUUAGCACAUUUCUCCCCCAGAAAAGGAAUGCAAUAAGGGAAUGAUCCAGGCUAGUUUUGUCAUGUCUGUCCUUUUGUCCACAUUUGACACUUUAUCAGCAAAGGACCACACCCAUCUAUAAGUAAAUUGCUUUUUCCAAAGCUUAGACCAAAAAAAAAAAAGUAUUACCUCCUCCCAACCCCAAAAGCUUUAUCUGUUACUAAGUAUUAGCAGAGAAGGCCCUAUCUCCGGGGCAAAUCACUGUGCUGUAAGUUGUGGCCAAUAAAUAAAUAAAAUAAUUCUGGGUGUCAUGGAGAAAAGAGGUGCUGCAAGAUCCAACCUCUUCUCCACACCAGCAUAAGCUGCUUCUCUUGCAUUGUAAGAUAAACAUUCGCUUCCCAGUUCACGGUGCUGCAUCAGCUUGUAGCUCACAGCCCUGGACUGUAUGUGACCCUGGAGCUUCCCUACCAAAGAGUUAUUAUUAUUUUUGUUUGUGCUGUAAGUCUGUCUCCCUGGACCGUGCUGUCCGGCUGGGCGUCUGUCAUUCUUUGCCACUUCAGUGGUGCCUUUAGUGCCUAAUAAAUAUUCACUUUUAA
This is a messenger RNA of Sphaerodactylus townsendi, 2955 nucleotides long. It is a transcript of the gene PDLIM7, whose product is annotated as PDZ and LIM domain 7. Lineage: Eukaryota; Metazoa; Chordata; Lepidosauria; Squamata; Sphaerodactylidae. Gene Ontology annotation, biological process: actin cytoskeleton organization; muscle structure development; heart development. Gene Ontology annotation, molecular function: actin binding; muscle alpha-actinin binding. The record is from RefSeq and is a predicted model, not a curated record. Gene Ontology annotation, cellular component: filamentous actin; Z disc; stress fiber. The transcript has 11 exons. Bases 161 to 1426 code for a protein of 421 amino acids.